This is a messenger RNA of Alexandromys fortis (reed vole), 1420 nucleotides long. RefSeq names its product FA core complex associated protein 20 (gene Faap20). Gene Ontology annotation, molecular function: K63-linked polyubiquitin modification-dependent protein binding; ubiquitin binding. The record is from RefSeq and is a predicted model, not a curated record. Gene Ontology annotation, cellular component: Fanconi anaemia nuclear complex. The transcript is spliced from 4 exons. Bases 51 to 611 code for a protein of 186 amino acids. NCBI's taxonomy places the organism in Eukaryota, Metazoa, Chordata, Mammalia, Rodentia, Cricetidae. Gene Ontology annotation, biological process: DNA damage response.
GGCGGGUCGGGUUGCACGUCUCACUUCCGCCGGACGCUCUGGGGAGAAGGAUGGAGGAGGAGCAGAGGCUCCGGGGGAGGCUGAGCCGCCGCAGGCCGCCCGCAGGGGGCGGGGCCCCCAACUGCCCGCCCUGGUUUCUCUUGGAGGAGCGUCAGAGAGAGCCAUGGGCUGCCCUGCUGCGUAGCACUGUGAGCGGGAACGUGGAUUUGACCCCGAAAGUUGAGCCAUUGCCACCACUGCCAGCUUUGCCCGGCCAGGAGUCUCUGUCUGACCCAGAGCCCACUGUGCCUCCUGAGGUCUUCUCUGUGGGAUCCAAGACUUUUUCCUGGACGCCUUUUCCGCCUGCCCUUGGUGGUUCUGGAAACUCCUACGAGUUGUUCCACGGGACUGGAGGCUCCCUGGGGUCACCCACUCCAUCCCUGAAAGGAUAUCCUACACCAGAUUCCUGUCAGACUCCCAGCCCGGAAGAGUGUGUGUCCGUGCAGAGUCCACCCGUGUUGCUGAACUGCCCAUUGUGCCAGAAAGCGUUUGACCCGAAGCUAGCCCAGCUGGAUGUGGAUAGCCACCUUGCUCAGUGCCUGGCUGAAAGCACAGAAGACGUGGUGUGGUGAUGUGACUGCUGGGACGUGUCCGAGUGGACAUCUGAGCACGUGGGCACCGAGAAUAAUGCUGAUCGCUAUGGUGCAGACAGCAGCAGGUCCCUACCACAGUUCCUCUCAUUGCCGACUUAACUGGGUUUGGAAUCACCUAUCCGACAGACCUCAGGCUGUGUCUGUGGAGCUGUCUCCAGGGAUUAACUGAGAAUGGAAGACCCACCUUGGAUGUGGGUGGUGCUGUCCUGUGGCCUGGGGUCUCACUGAAUGAAAAGGGAAAAAGGAGAAAUUGAGCUGCUUCCUGACUGGGGACGGAUGCUCUUCUGACCUGGCCACCAGAGCUACAGCAGCAUUUGCUGCUGUGCCUUCCCUGCCGUGAUGGACUGCACUUCAGCCGUGAGCCAGAAUAAAUCUUUUCUUAAAAAAUUAUUUAUUUAUUAAUUAUGUAUACUACAUUUUGCCUCCAUGUAUGCCUGCAGGCCAGAAGAGGGCACCAGAUCUCAUUACAGAUGGCUGUGAGCCACCAUGUGGUUGCUGGGAAUUGAACUCAGGACCUCUGGAAGAGCAGCCAGUGCUCUUAACCACUGAGCCAUCUCUCCAGCACCCCCGAGUAAAUCUUAAGUUGCUUUGAUCAAGUAUUUUGUCAUAGCAAGAAGAACCCCACCCAGGCAGGGAAGCCAGGCUCUGUCACGAGGCAGAAUUGGGUAUCUCUACCCAAGUCAGCAUUUAUACACAGGUAGUGCCCUUCUCCUGACUAAGAGUGACAUACUGGAUUACAUUCCACAGACAUUAAUAAUAAUAAUAAUAAUAAAAGCUAAUGAUGUGUA